UUCCUCUCGAAUUUGAUUCUCAGGGGCUAGGAGGGGACAACCUAGAUCUAGAAUCUAAUAUGCCUCUAAGCAACGAUCUAUUUGCUACCGACUUCACAUCUGCGCCUAUCAAAGAUGUCAUCGAAACGCAGCGUUCUGAAAUACUACCAGCCCAACAAUGGGUCGAUACAUCGCUGAAUAUAGGGGCCGAAUGAAAUAUACAAACACCGUUGCUUGACGCCUCUUGGCGCAGAAAGUUGCUAAAUAAUCUGCCUUCCAUCAAGAUUGUGGCUACGAUGAUAAAAGAUGUUCAUAGGAGUAGCGUUAGUUCUACUUGCGGCUCCGUAUCGGGUCCUGUCACUUUCAAUCCAGUCUCGCGAUUCUUGGCCUGUGUAAACGAACCCGAUCCAACGAUCGGAAGCUCAAUAGCUAAAAAUAAACGGACCUCGUCCCCGACCCUCCCAUCAACAAUUAAGUAUCUUCUUUCGGCGCAAACUCUCAUAGAAGAUCAAUUCGGUCUACCGUCGAACGAAACCGCUGUUGAAGCCCGAUUUUGCGGUAGGCUAAUUAUGUCAAUAAUCAAUAGCUUCGCAGGCCCCGAGAUAUCGGCUACGGGUGCGCUAAGGUUUUUACUUGGAUAUCAAACAAUACAGUCGUCAAUGACUAUCGAGCUUUUCAAUCCUCAGUUGGACCCCGUGGCUAAAGCGUUCGCCGAGAAUAUUUUCCAAGCAGCAUUAGCAGCCGAUAACGUCGAAGUCGUCGGGUAUUUAAUUAAGCACAGCAGUUUCAUCGAUGUGAACGAAACUGUGUGCCACUUUGAUGGAAGGAGAUAUACGCCACUUCAGAGAGCUUCAAUAGCCCAAUCCCUUGGUGUAAUCAGGCUUCUCAUUCAUUUAAAGGCUGACGUCAAUAAAAUACACGGCUGGGGUGAUGCCCCUAAUGCACUGCUAUUACUAAUUAUUCAUCGUGAGGAUCGCCACUCAACAUUCAGUAAUGAUUUCUUGGCUACCGUUCAAAUCUUAUUAAAAGCCAAAGCAACUAUAUCGAUGUAUUCCUUUCCUAUGAUAUUUAUAUUUACAGAUCCAACUCUCGCAAUCUUAUUACUCGAGGAAUCAACUCCCGAAAUACUUCGAAAACUGAUUUCGGAUAGAACUCCUGGAAAGACUAUUAUAGAUUUCGGGGAACGGGAUGCGACGCAUAUGACCAAGCUUUUGAUGAGAAAAUGUCGAGAGUCAGGUAGCGAAGCGUAUUUGUAUGACUCUCACUUUGUCGUUGAAGCCUUACCUAAAGCUCUGCAACGUGAAUACGAAGAAGUGGUAGGGGCUCUACUCCCGUAUUCAUCGGCUGCAAAGACGGUUCUCGGGAGCGCGGAACUGGUAUGUAACCAAGGAAAAAUCGACUUGGUUCAGAGAAAUUCAGAUUUGGGCGAUGAAGCACUUAGAAAUUUUACGGCCAUUAUCCAGUCGAAAGGCCAAAAUCGCCCCCACUCCUCAGACGCAACCUGUGUCCUCAGUCAUCUAAGAGACGAGCGUAAACUCGGAUGCGCAUUCACUGCUGCUCUCCAGCAUGGGAGUCGAGAGUACGCAACCAAGGUAAUAAAAUUCGAUCCCGAUUUUGAUCUCACCGGUAGUUUCGAUUCCGACUUCCAUUAUUUUGAAGCAUGUGAGGCCAUGGACGCUGCUUUAGAUCAUGGGUUUGACGACAUUGCUUGGAAAAUAUUGAUCGCCGGGAUCACCUCAUUAAAUCCGCGAAAUCCGCGGGCUUUACUAUUAUACAUCGCACUGAAGCACAAGAAACCGGAUUUCGUGGCGGUCGUCCUAGAAUUCGGAUUCAAUGCCGAAGAUUUAGAUCAAGAAGAACACUCGGUAUUAGGCAUUGCUAUCGAAUGGGGCGAUGAGUCCAUAUUGAACGAAAUUUUGCGAGUCUGCUCCCGUAACGCCGAGCUGUAUGGCGCUGAUCCUUGGGAAUAUGCUCUUAGAUGGGCGACAAAGCACGAAGACAUAUCACUGCUAAUUAAACUAGUAAACCUGGGCGCUAGACCGGGCGAUGACCUUCUGAGCCACACUAUGGAACAUCACCAUUCUAUGGUCAAACCACUCCUGGAGCAAUACAUACGGGGUCAUCCACAAGAGCCGACUAUAUUCCAAAAGUCUAUUGAAUGGGCAAUUUUGAGCUACUCUGAGUUCCCCGAAUUUAUGGAUAUGUUGUUCGACUUUGGGUUGGUAACUGGAGAUGCCCUCCAGAGAAAGGGAAGACGAGGAACCCCACUUGACGUAGCAAUUCGGUGGUUUCAGGCUGUGAUGAAAACUCCCCCCAGUAUAUCCCUUAUUAAAAGAUUGUUUGACGCUGGUUAUGACCUCGAUUGGCGCGACUUCACUGGAACAACCGCAUUUUCGUACGCCAUCAACACGAAAAACCCAGAAAUAGUUCAACUUUUCAUUGACUACGGUGCCGAUAUCAACAAGCCAGCGAGCUUCGACAUAAGACGAACCCCUCUCCAAAAAGCCGCUGAGGUCAACAACCUUGACAUCGUCCGUUUAUUAUUGGAUAAGGGUGCUGAUGUAAAUGCGCCACCCGCGAGAUUCAAUGGAGCAACCGCACUGCAGUUUGCGGCCAUCAAUGGGAACCUCGAGAUGGCAACGUUGCUUUUAGAGCAAGGAGCCCAACUGGAUGGCGCCCCUGCUGAAGGAUUCCUCGGGCGCUCGCCUUUAGAGGGCGCGGCUGAAAACGGCCGCCUCGAUAUGAUAAAGUUUCUUUGGAACGCUAAUAGCGGUCCGUUCGACUAUAAACAAUGUCAAAGAGCUAUGCGACUCGCGGAACGCAAUGGAUACCUAGGCUGCAGGGACUAUAUCAAGCAGUUGAUGGCCGAGUCUUCGUCAAAUCCUAUUUCGGUUUGACCGUGAAAAGGAGAAAUGGGAGUUUGAGGUUGGUAAUUUUAUUAGAGGUACGUCCAGGGUGGAUUGACGGCGCAACUGAAUUUGGUAUCUCCUUCAAGUAUUACAUGGCGUACAUUUAGGAAGCUCUUUUUAUAAAUGCCUGGGAAAUCUAGUCUAUGGCCUUCUCUUAUGUUAGGGCUAGAGAAUAUGAAUCAUUCGACCAACUUGGAACGGAUCGUGGGUGACUUACGCGAACACUAGGCCUAAGCCCACCCUCUUUUACCCCUAUUGCCAAGCACCCCUCCAUA
Hypoxylon trugodes is the source of this 3163-nucleotide messenger RNA. RefSeq lists its product as uncharacterized. Lineage: Eukaryota; Fungi; Ascomycota; Sordariomycetes; Xylariales; Hypoxylaceae. The transcript has 2 exons. The record is from RefSeq and is a predicted model, not a curated record. Gene Ontology annotation, molecular function: protein binding. The coding region runs from base 276 to 2876 and encodes 866 amino acids.